CUGCGUACUCUUCUUCAGUAUUUAAACGGGAAGACGUCUGUGUUCUCGCAACGGAGCGGGCGAGAAUCGUGGGUUUUCCAUCGGAGACAAUGUCGCCGACGACCCGAAUCUUCAGAUCGCACAAAGAAUCGGUUGAAAAAUACCGUAUGAUUCUCUUCUUCUUCCCUCUGAAUUCGUUCGCGGAUCCUCUUACCUUCGAUCUUCGUCGGAGCAAGUGCGGUGGUUUUCCGCGGUGGUUUUCCGGCGGGCCGAUUCUUCCAUGAGAUCAUCAACACAGCACAGGAGAACUGCUCCAGCAAUGAACUCCAAGUGUAGAUCUUGACUAAGGGAAACUGUCAGAGGAACUGUAUUAAUAUCGUUUGUAUACCUUCAAAAGAGAGAUGCUGAGUUCUAGCUUUGCUCCUUUGAUGAAGUCCCGGACUAGUUGCCCUGACGGGCUUCUGUCUUAUUCAUUCUUCUGUGGGAGUGUUGGAACUGAUCUGUUGUCCAGUAGAAUGUCUGAUCAUCAGCUUCGACUUCGAUGCUUCAAGAGCCCCAGAAAGAAAUGCAUCUCUACCAGGAGAUUCAAUACUGCUUCUGUUCUUGCAGAUGUUUCCAAUAAUUUUAUGACAUUCCAGGCAGGAAGUUUUGCAAAACAAGAAGCAGAUCCUAAAAUGGUUGCCUCUAUAAUAUUGGGUGGAGGAGCUGGAACACGGCUUUUUCCUCUUACAGAAACUCGGGCAAAACCAGCAGUCCCUAUUGGAGGAUGCUACAGACUGAUAGAUGUUCCUAUGAGCAACUGCAUAAACAGUGGAAUUAACAAAAUUUACAUCCUUACCCAGUACAAUUCUCGGUCCUUAAACCAGCACAUUGCACGGACGUAUAACUUGGGGAAUGGCAUAAAUUUUGGUGAUGGGUUUGUUGAAGUAUUAGCAGCAACACAGACACCGGGGGAAUUUGGGAAGAGGUGGUUUCAGGGUACAGCUGAUGCCGUGAGACAAUUCAUAUGGUUAUUCGAGGAUGCAAAGCAUAGACACAUUGAGAACAUUCUGAUACUGUCUGGUGAUCACCUGUAUCGGAUGGAUUACAUGGAAUUUGUUCAGAGACACAUAGAUUCAGGUGCUGACGUGUCUGUUAGUUGUAUCCCUGUGGACAACAGUCGGGCCUCUGAUUUUGGAUUGGUGAAAAUUGAUGAAAAGGGAAGAAUAGUGCAGUUUCUUGAGAAACCUAAUGGUGAAAGUUUGAGAACAAUGCUCGUAGACACCACGGUUUUGGGAUUAUCAGAUGAAGAUGCAAAGAAAUAUCCCUAUAUUGCCUCAAUGGGCAUAUAUGUAUUCAGGACAGAUGUUCUGCUGAAACUUCUCAGGACGCAAUACCCAGAAGCAAAUGAUUUUGGAUCAGAAGUUUUGCCCAUGGCAGCAAAGGAUUACAACGUGCAAGCGUACUUAUUCAAUGGCUACUGGGAAGAUAUCGGCACGAUAAAGUCGUUUUUUGAUGCCAAUUUAGCUCUCACGAAUCAGCCUCCCAAAUUCCAUUUUUUUGAUCCACACAAACCGAUCUUCACAUCACCGCGGUUUCUUCCUCCAUCCAAAAUAGAGGGAUGCAAGAUAAAAGAUUCGAUAAUAUCUCACGGGUGCUUCUUGAGAGAGUGCAGCAUCGAGCAUUCCAUCGUGGGUGUUCGUUCUAGGCUCGAGCAUGGUGUUGAGCUCUCGGAUACAAUGAUGAUGGGAGCUGAUUAUUAUCAGACGGAACCAGAGAUGGCAGCUUUUUUGGCAGAGGGGAAGGUUCCCAUAGGUAUCGGCAGGGAUUCAAAGAUCAAAAACUGCAUCAUUGACAUGAAUGCAAGAAUCGGCAAGAACGUAGUCAUUGCCAACACUGAUAGAGUGGAAGAGGCAGCAAGGCCAUCAGAGGGAUUUUACAUCCGAUCUGGAAUCGCCAUUGUCUUGAAAAACUCCAUUAUAUCAGACGGCACAAUCAUUUAAGGAGCGUCAUCUAUUCUAUUUCAAGUCAUUUUCAUACCAUUAUUCUUCAAGGUAAAUCAGUGUUUUUUUCCCCAUUUGGAUCUCUAGAUUUAGAGACAGAAAAACUGUGAAUAAAAACCAUUCCUUGUUUACAUAUGUCAUAGACUGUGAGAGAGAGAGAGAGAUGCAAAGCUUAGACAAGAGAUUAAGGAUGAACUCGGAAACGUUACUUCCCAAACAGACCACAAAGCUCUCAAUGAAAUCCUUAAACAACACCUGUGGAAAAAGGCUCCUCCUGUUUUUUUUUUGUAAUGAAUAAACUGUUUUUUUU
Messenger RNA from Tarenaya hassleriana, 2271 nucleotides. Its product is annotated as glucose-1-phosphate adenylyltransferase large subunit 1-like. The record is from RefSeq and is a predicted model, not a curated record. The transcript has 16 exons. Gene Ontology annotation, molecular function: glucose-1-phosphate adenylyltransferase activity. Gene Ontology annotation, biological process: glycogen biosynthetic process. Bases 381 to 1961 code for a protein of 526 amino acids. NCBI's taxonomy places the organism in Eukaryota, Viridiplantae, Streptophyta, Magnoliopsida, Brassicales, Cleomaceae.